Molecule: messenger RNA, 1581 nt
Organism: Prunus dulcis (almond)
Lineage: Eukaryota; Viridiplantae; Streptophyta; Magnoliopsida; Rosales; Rosaceae
Product: flavonoid 3'-monooxygenase CYP75B137-like
Exons: 2
Coding region: 1-1581 (526 amino acids)
Molecular function (GO): oxidoreductase activity, acting on paired donors, with incorporation or reduction of molecular oxygen; monooxygenase activity; iron ion binding
Source: RefSeq, a predicted model, not a curated record
AUGGAGAUGCUAGCAAAUAUUGAGAGAGAUGGUCAUCUCAUGAUCAGAGCAAUGUUUCUCACCCUUUCAGCUAUGGUGGUUGCUUUUUUCUGGUUCCUGUGGAAUUGGAAAAGCUCAAAAAACCCAAUGCCACCAUUGCCACCAGGUCCUCGUGGCCUGCCAUUUCUUGGGAGCCUUCCCCUUUUAGGCCCUAACCUUCACCAUGAAUUCUCCAACUUGGCAACCAUUUAUGGCCCUAUUUACAAACUCCAACUCGGUAGCAAAUUAUGCUUUGUGCUCUCUUCGCCAUCGAUUGUCAAACAAGUGCUUCGUGACCAAGACACCCUCUUUGCUAAUCGUGACCCCACAAUUGCUGCACAGAUUGCCUCCUAUGGAUGCACCGACAUUGCGUUUGGACCCUACGGUCCAGAUUGGACGAGGCUGCGCAAGGUGUUUAUGAGCCACAUGCUGAGCAAAGCCAACCUUGAUGCUUCCUAUGCUCUGAGAAAAGAGGAGGUGCUCAAGUCAAUUAGUCAUGUUUAUGACAAAGUUGGCAGCCCAAUUGAUUUGGGGCAGUUUGCAUUUUUGACAUCAAUCAACACAGUCAUAAGAAUGCUGUGGGGCGGGACUCUAGAAGCAGAGAACGGGGCUGAUCUUGGGGCAGAGUUCAGAAAUGUGGUGGCUGAAAUUAUAGAGUUGCUUGGGAAGCCAAAUGUUUCUGACUUUUUAACUUCGCUUGCAAGGUUUGAUGUGCAAGGAAUUGCGAGGCGUAUGAAGCAGCUUCAAUCUAUGACUGAGAAGAUUUUUGAUUCCGCCAUUGAAAGGCAGAAGAGUGAGGCAGUAGAGAAAGAUGAGGGCCUAGAGCUAAAACAUGAAAGGAAGGACUUUUUACAGAUCUUGUUGGAGCUUAAUGAUCACGAAGAUGGUGCAAAAUCGAUUACUUUGCAACAACUUAAGGCCUUGCUAUUGGACAUUGUGGUGGGUGGGACUGAAACCACAGCAACAAUGGUGGAAUGGGUAAUGGCUGAGCUGAUAAAACACCCAGAUGACCUGAAAAAAGUUCAAGAAGAACUGAAAGAAGUUGUGGGGUUGAAAAACAUGGUUGAAGAGUCUCAUAUACCCAAAUUACAUUAUUUAGACGCUGUGAUUAAGGAGACAUCUAGAUUGCACCCUGCUCUGCCUCUUCUGGCUCCUCAUUGUCCAAGUCAAUCCACCACCAUUGGAGGGUACAACAUACCAAAAGGUUCAACCAUUUUUAUAAAUAUUUGGGCCAUACACAGAGACCCUAAUGUUUGGGACAAUCCCUUGGAGUUUAGGCCCGAGAGGUUCCUCAAUGACCCCCCUAGCAACAACUUUGAUUACAAGGGCAAUAAGUUGGAAUAUCUUCCAUUUGGUUCUGGAAGAAGAAUGUGUGCUGGGCUUCCCUUAGCAGAGAAGAUGAUGAUCUAUGUGUUGGCUUCAUUUUUACAUUCAUUUGAGUGGAGGUUGCCCACUGAUGCAAAGCUUGACCUUCAAGACAAAUUUGGGAUUGUGACAAAGAAAAUGACUCCAUUAAUUGUCAUUCCAACACCCAGGCUAUCUAAACUGGAGCUCUAUGCUUAG